Messenger RNA from Leucoraja erinaceus (little skate), 3893 nucleotides. RefSeq names its product MLLT3 super elongation complex subunit (gene mllt3). The transcript is spliced from 11 exons. Gene Ontology annotation, cellular component: super elongation complex. Gene Ontology annotation, biological process: regulation of DNA-templated transcription. Bases 212 to 1798 code for a protein of 528 amino acids. NCBI's taxonomy places the organism in Eukaryota, Metazoa, Chordata, Chondrichthyes, Rajiformes, Rajidae. The record is from RefSeq and is a predicted model, not a curated record.
AGACACACACAUUCACACUCUCAGACAGUGAGAGAGAGAGUGAGAGUGUGUGCGUGUGUACAAUGUCCGCCAUCGGCGGGGGUUCUGGCCGCACUCUCCCAGUACACAGCCGCAACGACUCUGCUGUUUGUACGGAGCGGCUGUGAGGGCUGAGGCUCACCGCCUGUCCCCGUCCCCUGCUCCACUCCGCUCUGUGGGUGAGGGAGUGAGGAUGGCCGCCUCGGCUGCCGCGGUUCAGGUUAAGCUGGAGCUAGGCCAUCGGGCCCAGGUUCGGAAGAAACCCACGGUUGAAGGAUUCACCCACGACUGGAUGGUGUUUGUCAGGGGGCCGGAGCACAGCAACAUUCAGCACUUUGUGGAGAAAGUCGUCUUCCACUUGCACGACAGUUUCCCCAGACCCAAGCGGGGUAAGCACGUGUGCAAGGAUCCACCGUAUAAAGUGGAAGAGUCAGGAUACGCUGGUUUUAUAAUGCCGAUUGAAGUGUACUUCCGAAACAAGGAAGAGCCCAAGAAGGUACGCUUUGAUUAUGAUUUAUUCCUGCAUCUUGAGGGACAUCCACCUGUAAAUCAUCUCCGUUGUGAAAAACUCACCUUCAACAAUCCAACAGAGGAAUUCCGUCGGAAGCUGCUGAAAGCAGGAGGGGAUCCCAAUAAGAGCAGCUCUAACAGUUUCUCCAAGUCGCACAAAUCCACGAAAGAGCACAAAGAUAAACCAUCUAAAGACUCAAAAGAGCACAAAAGUGCCUUCAAAGAACUUUCCAGGGAACACAGUAAAACGUCCAAAGAGCCUUCAAAGAAACCCAAAGAAAACAAACCACUAAAAGAUGAGAAAACUGUUCCUAAGACAGCAUUUAAGGAACCAAAACCAAUGUCAAAAGAGCCAAAAUCAUUGGAACACAGCAUGGUGAGUGGAGGCAUUCAGCAGGAUGUUAAGGCUCCAAUGAAGAGGCCUCCUAAUACAGACACUGAUGAACUUGUUGCUAAGAAGAAAAAGAAAAGCAGCUCUGAAUUUUUGUUUAAAAGCUUUUCCAGUGCCUCUGCACACCCACUUCUUUCUGAAAAAAAACUCAAUGACAGACCUCAAGUUAAAAUGAUAAAAAUCCCAACGGAAAAUGAAGUGAUUGAGAAAAAGAAGCCAAGUUUGCCACCAUUUGAAGAUAUUGUAAAUCCCAAUUAUUCUGCAGUAGAAGAUGAUAUAUCUACUAAAUCUGAGUCUCAACAGCCAAGUCCUGCUGGUUCUAGUUCCAGUUCAAAUUCCAGUUCAAGUUUUACACCAUCUCAAAACAAUAGACAAGGUCCAUUGAGAUCUAUAAUGGAAGAUCUCCAUUCUGAAGACAAUGAGUCUGAUGAAGAUAGGACUGGAAACCUGUCUGAUGUAGAGAGAUCGCUGAGUACUCAUUGUGGAAGCAGAGGACACAGAAUGAGUUUGAGCGAUGGGAGCGACAGUGAGAACAGUGGCCGAUCCACCCCACCCAGAAAUGAAGCACCUCCAUUAUUAAAAGCCAACAACAGCAAUAACCAGGUGUUAGAAGUCAAAAGCCCAUUAAAGCAAGGCAAACCUGAGAAAACAAUAAAGAAUGGUGAAUGUGACAAGGCAUAUCUGGAUGAGUUGGUUGAACUUCAUAGAAGACUAAUGACGCUUCGUGAGCGGCACAUACUACAACAGAUUGUGAAUCUAAUAGAAGAGACUGGACAUUUUCAUAUUACAAACACAACAUUUGAUUUUGACCUUUGCUCACUGGAUAAAACCACUGUUCGCAAACUGCAGAGUUACCUGGAGACUUCGGGAGCUUCCUGAGGGGAAAAACGACCCCGGCCACAAGCUGGAGACUUGAACUUUCAGUGACGCAGCCCAUAUGAACUGCCUAUAGAGCGACUUACUGCAGCUUUUUUUUUUUCCCAGUCUAACAUCCUUCUCAUCCCUAAACACGUUGCAGGGUUGAGUAAGUACUGAGAGAUUUGACAUGUCCUGAUCAGCCUAAGGAAAGCUCUGGGAAUGUUGGACUGGGAUUUCCAACAUCUCCAUCACCUUCCGACCCUGGAUACUUGCUCUUCAUGUCUCCGUGUGGUGUCCAAGUUCACAUGGCAAACGUGCAUGUGCAACCUGCCUUAGUAUAUAACUGAUCUAUUUAUUGAAGAUAAAUGACUGAAAAAUAUUCUUGCAUCUUUGGAACAACACUACUGGACAUUGAGCACUCGGUUCGCAUUUAUUACCACGGCUUGUGAAUGCAGUAGGAAUCAGUCGCCGGAUGUCUGGUGAAUUUAUCUACACUCUUAAUUUUCUUUUGUAAACUAGCUGCGAUAGUAGGGACACUAUAUGUGACUACACAAAAUGUAGCCUUAGUAACUGAAAACUGUAGUGCUUUAAAUUCUAUUAUUGUGCACUGUUCUUUGAAAUGUUACCAGCUUUGUUUUAAUUAGUGAUCAAUCGAGAUGAAUAUUAUCUGCAUAAUCACCAAUCAAACAGGUUUUCUCUUUCUUGCUUCUGUUCUUCACAAUGAAUGGGAUUAUUUUUUUGGUGGUGUCAAUUUUCAUGAUUUAUUAAUGAACACUGCAGCUUUAUUCUCACACACAUUUGUCUCCAGAAGUAAAUGUGCAUCUCUCAUGUCUUGCUCACUUUGCUCACAUGGGUUUGCACUGGUACAAACCCAUGUGCAUUCUUUUGUUACUCAAUCCCACAAUGGCAAAGGUCACGUAAUUGAUGAAGUGCAGAUGAGAUCUUCUCCCAACCAGGCUGGUUGAUCACUAGUUUAAAGCUUUUGCCAUUUCAGAUGUAUUUAAUUUUCUUUUUAAAGACUUUAUGUGGGAUUGUCUAAAAUAUUCUGUUGCCAAUUUUCUGUAAGUUUAUUGAAGAAAAUUAAUUUGGGAUUAAUUAUUUAUUUGAAAAAGCACCCUUCACUGCCAAGUCUGUUUUUGCUGUCUUUACCAUUCCGGUAAGGUGUCCAUUAUAUCUGUCCAUCCUAUGGAUACUAUUAUGAAUAGAUUUUUCUUUUGUAAGUACAAUGCUUCAAAGGAGUCUUUUGAGGAGACCUUAACUGUUACUUUCAGUCCAAAGAGGAAAUGGAUUUUUAAUACUUUUUUAUUACCGAAGAUUCAGAAGUCGCUUCCAGCAGACCAAGUGUACUUUCCAAUGAUAACGAGGUUCAAAUAAGUCAUUGUGCCCAUUACUUGAAAUGUUAUCUUGUUAGUGUACCUUUAAUGUGCAAUUCCUAUCAAAAGAAACAGACUGAUCUUUUAUAAAAGAAAUGGAGAAAAGACGACUCAACUUCAUGUAAUGUUCAGUGUAUGUUUUCAAUUGCCAUUAUUCUUUGAUUUUUUUUUUGUUGUAUAUAUGGUAAAGCCCACGCAUUCUUUCCAGGAGAAAAUAAAAUCUCCUACCAGUCUCCAGACAAUUGACUUGGUAAUUUGAACCCGAUUUAAUUUAUAUAGUUGUUUAGUCCAUCUUAAUUGUUGUGGCUAAAUCAUGUGGUACAACUCCUUUAAAUUUUGUGAGCAAUUUUACUAAAUUUGAAUGCAAUUCAGUCCUGUGAUUCCAAUCAACGCAUUCUUUAAUUAAAUAUACUCAGUGCGUUCAGACAUUAAAAAAAGCAAUGUAGUAAACACCAUUUCCUAUUUCAUUAGGGCUGGCUUAGAAAAAAGGUUUGGUUUCAUUGCUUGCCUCAAAGGGAAAAUAUAUCGUAUUUGAACAUCAAUGGUUUAAACCAAAUGUGUUUCUUUUUAAUCAAAUGAAGAUGGGAAUGAACAAAAAGCAAAGUACCCAGUCAGGCAGCAUCUGUGGAAGGAAUAGAAGAUGACUUUUUGGGUUGGGAGCCUUUCAGAAGAUGGAAAUGAAUUGAUGUAUUAUAGUGUUUCAAAGUGAACCACCAGUCUUAAAUCUUUUUUGCAAAAGGCAC